AUGUCGACAUUUAUGCCCACCCAGCAAACCACCUCUCUUACCUCCAGUGAGGCCCGGUUGGUUAACAUGGGCCCUGCAGACGAGCUCUUGGACCCAGGGCGACAUGAGCUAAUCAUGCAGCUAUUACACACUAUUGAAGAGCCUGAAAUUGAUUCAACUGCAUGGGCUUGCCUGUGGUUUGCAGACCUUUCGAACAUACGACGCCUUCUCCAAAAGUGUGGCCAGUGUCAGGACUUUUGCUUCACGGUGAGAUUCGGCCUACAAAGUGAGAGCUUUAACAAAAUGAUCAAGACCCGUAAGUGGCUUGACCAACCAUACGAAGAAGUACUAGCUAAUGCAACAUCAGGGGCCGCUCGCUCCAAGAACCAACUGUAUGCAGCCAGGUCCGACGAAGACUUGAAGGAAUACUGUGAGGACCCCGAAGAACCGGAGAUCGAAGAAGCUCCAACCAAAAAGCGGCGGCGUGCUUCCAGUUCACAAAAGCCUUCUGAAAUCUCUAGACGGAGCGCCGAGCAAGGAUCUGAAUAUUCUUCAGCGAUAGCUUCCUCUGCGACGGUAAGAUCUGAAAAGAAUUCACUUCUUUGUCGUAUAUCUGACUAA
Molecule: messenger RNA, 600 nt
Organism: Aspergillus oryzae RIB40
Lineage: Eukaryota; Fungi; Ascomycota; Eurotiomycetes; Eurotiales; Aspergillaceae
Exons: 1
Coding region: 1-600 (199 amino acids)
Source: RefSeq, a predicted model, not a curated record